AGUGCUCGAAGAUCAAGCGGAUCCCUAUUUUCCACGAAGGCCUGCUUACCACCUCGCUCCAAGAAGUUGUCCCUUCCCGCACAGCACCGUCAUAAUGGCCAACGUCGACGAGAAACCGUUCGCCAAAAAGCUCAAGUCUUUCAUAAAGCAGGAAAAACCAGAGCUGGUCGGCUUCGGGAGUUUGGACGAGAAGAUACCCAUUGAGUAUGCAGACAGAGCUGCCGAAAUGGUGGAAAGCCUAGUCGGCAUGGGGUGUCACCGAGAGAUAGCGGAACAGUUUGCGGUUUUGGUGCUCUAUGACCUGGUGAUCCUGCUAGACGAUAGUAGCUCAAUGGAAUACGAGGAGGAUGGCAACAGAAUCAAGACGUUAUCAAAAAUUCUGAGAGCAAUCGUUGAUAUCUAUGGGCUGGCCCGGGACGAGGGAGUUGUGGCGGUUCGGUUCUUCAACAAUUCGAGGCCGGCAAAGAACCUCACGCGAGCAAAUGUUGAGACGGUCAUCAAGAAUAUUGAGUACAACGGCGUCACCAUGAUCGGUACACAGCUACAGGACAAGAUCUUGAAACGAUUCGUCCUGAAAAAAAAAGACAUGGUCAGGCCAGUACUGGCUAUCAUCAUAACCGACGGACAUAUCGAGGGCGAGAAGGAUGGGCUUCUGAAGAAAAACAUCAACAAUUGCCUUGCCAAAUUAGCCCUUGACACCACGAAGACGGUGGACGCUGUCGCUUUCAUGUUUGCACGAAUCGGAAAUGAUGCAGGCGCCCAGAAUCUCCUAGAGGAGCUAGACGACCACGAGACAUUGGGCCGGUGGAUAGAUUGCCUACCAGUGGAUUAUGCCCUAGAGAAGAUUGGCAACCUGACAGAGUUCCGCAAAUCUGGCGAUGGAGGCGAACAAAGCGAGGAAGAAAUCAAGAAACUGAAGGAGCGUUGGAAUGUGAUCCGAAAGCUUUUGCUUGGAGCUCUAUAUGCAGACAUUGACAAAAUGGAUCGAAAGAAGGAGGAGGCCAAGGAAGAGGUGGAGCUAAAAUUCGAGCCGAAGACUGUGAGGCCUGAAGACUUUAUGGACGCCGAAUACGCACUCGUCUACGACCCCGACCCCGACGACGACGACGACGACGACGACGACGACGACGACGAUCGUCGUCGUCAAGUGUGAAGAAGAACUCAAGGUGUAAAUUACUGGGAGCCAAGGAAACAAC
Tricharina praecox is the source of this 1196-nucleotide messenger RNA. RefSeq lists its product as uncharacterized. Lineage: Eukaryota; Fungi; Ascomycota; Pezizomycetes; Pezizales; Pyronemataceae. The record is from RefSeq and is a predicted model, not a curated record. The coding region runs from base 95 to 1153 and encodes 352 amino acids. The transcript has 7 exons.